UUUUCCUUUAAAAAUGCAUGGAAUUAAAAAACCAUUAAAUCAUUCUCAGGAGCCACCUUGCUACCAUUCUCUCAAAACUAAUUCUAAGUGUUAUGACCUCAUUUGGACAACAUUUCAAGCAAACCCAUCAAAUACCCUAAACUCAAAUCAUGGAGAGGUGCUGGAUCAUAGCUUUUCUCCUCAUUGCUCAAAUUUUACAAAUAGGCUCAGCCUUCGGCGUCGGAGUCGGCGUAGGUGUCGGCAUAGGCAAUGCAGGUGGCGGAGGUGGCGGAGGAGGCGGUGGUGGCGGUGGUGUAUGGGUCGGAGGUGGAGUCAACUCUCCAAAUUACCCAACCCCAACUGGGCCUUCACCUUCAAAUCUAAAAAACGCUUACACUGCUCUACAAUCAUGGAAAUCCGCCAUAACUGACGACCCAACAAAGAUUUUGGACACUUGGGUCGGAGCUGAUGUCUGUUCUUACAGAGGCGUGUUCUGUUCAGUCCCUGAAAACGACGACGGAUUUGCCACUUCAACUGGCUCAGUUGUCUCAGGUAUAGAUCUUAACUACGCCAAUCUCCAAGGCACUCUCGUUAAAGAACUGUCCCUUCUUACAGACAUGUCAAUUUUCCACCUCAACAGUAACAGAUUUUCCGGUACUAUUCCAGACACUUUUAAAGACCUUAUUUCAUUACAAGAACUAGACUUAAGUAACAAUCUUUUCUCCGGCCAGUUCCCAUUAGUUACAUUAUACAUCCCAAAUCUUGUCUAUUUAGACCUCAGAUUCAACAGCUUUUCAGGUUACAUCCCUGAUGCCCUUUUCAACAAGGGCUUAGAUGCAAUUUUGCUCAAUAAUAACCAAUUUAACGGUCAAAUUCCUGAUAACUUGGGGAACUCCCCUGCUUCUGUGAUCAACUUAGCUAAUAAUAAACUCUCCGGUACUCUCCCGAUUAGUUUCGGAGUAAUGAGCUCGAAAUUAAAGGAGAUUUUGUUUCUGAACAAUCAGCUAACCGGCUGUAUUCCUCAAGCAGUUGGGGUUUUCACAGAAAUGCAAGUGUUUGAUGUGAGUCAGAAUUCACUGAUGGGUCAUUUACCAGACUCAAUUUCAUGUCUAAGUCAAAUAGAAGUACUCAACUUGGCACACAACAAACUCUCUGGAGUCCUCCCUGAUAUAGUUUGUUCGUUACGAAGCUUGGUAAAUUUGACCGUAUCGUCUAAUUUCUUUUCCGGGUUUAGUCCAGAAUGUUCGAGAUUAUACGUUAGGAAUGCGGGUUUUGAUUUCUCAUUGAACUGUAUUCCUGGGAGGAAUAUGCAAAGACCGGACCCCGAUUGUUCGAUGAUACCGGGAGGGGGAUUGAGUUGUCUGAGAAUACCUUCUGUGCAGCCUCUUGUUUGUGGGGCUCUUGGGGCUGGGGGGUGAGUUUAGAUGCUAAUUUAGGGCCAUCAUCUCCUUGAAUGAUGGAGAUUGAGAAUGUAACCAAUGUUGUAAAACAAAGUUGGUGAAUGGUUGUCAUAUUAAUUAUAGCUAUUAUGAUUUUGUAGUCUCUAAUUUAUUUCUUCAUUUAAUGUGAUUUGAGUUUGUGUUGCUAUA
Molecule: messenger RNA, 1568 nt
Organism: Mercurialis annua (annual mercury)
Lineage: Eukaryota; Viridiplantae; Streptophyta; Magnoliopsida; Malpighiales; Euphorbiaceae
Product: leucine-rich repeat extensin-like protein 4
Exons: 2
Coding region: 150-1397 (415 amino acids)
Molecular function (GO): protein binding
Source: RefSeq, a predicted model, not a curated record